Molecule: messenger RNA, 2581 nt
Organism: Zophobas morio
Lineage: Eukaryota; Metazoa; Arthropoda; Insecta; Coleoptera; Tenebrionidae
Exons: 4
Coding region: 2-2581 (859 amino acids)
Source: RefSeq, a predicted model, not a curated record
AAUGUUGCGAGUAAUUUACGUUUUUCUUUAUAUAAGUAAGCAGAAAAAACUCGUUAACAUACUACUGCUACUUCUAAUUUCACUAACCGCUUCUGAGAAAUGUCCGUCCGAGUACUCAUCGAUACCUGGUACCAACGAAAAGGCCCUGUGGAUGUCCGACAAUAUCCAACAUCAAAUAGUCGUCUCGAAACCGCCAUGUUUUGACAGCACGUUUGAGUUAAUUACGAGAGUUUGCGUCGAUGGUUCUUGGAAACCUAUUAGAACUCCACUUUGCCAAAAGAUUUCCAACGGUACCAAUACCGACGUUUUGGAAGAAAUCAAUCGAGAUGAACACAAGAAUUAUCAGCAUAGUUCUUUGUCUCCGGUACUUAGACAGAUAAAUUAUAAUAACACUGUUCUCACAUGUUCAGCAGAAUGCAAAAUUUCAAGCACCAACUCCAGAUGUUACUGUAAGUCCCAGAAUUGUCAGAAUAUAGCGACUAUUCAAAAUCCUAACGACAAAAAAAUCAUACAGUCCCUAGCAGGUAACGAAAUGUGUCGCUUAGAUAAGAGUAGGCCCAAUUUUUCCUCUUUAUUUGGUAUGCAUCCUUACGUGAAUGCGAGUGUUUGGGUGUAUGGGAAUUUUUCUACAAAUUGUACCAUAUGUGAAACUUCCAUCGAAACAGUGGCACCAAAAUUAGUACUAUCGUUCGAAGAAAAGAAGCACGAAUUAUAUUUAGUCGUUUAUUCGCCUCAAGGUAUUCAUCAAGACGGAGACCAAGUUAAAUUUUUUUGUUUCACGAAUGCUGCGAAAACUAGUUUGAAGAAGAGACUUGAUAUGGUUUUAAUUUUUAACCAUUCAGACUCUGAUCCCAGCUUUCCAAAUACGUUACUUGUGUAUGCGGUCGAAAUGGAGAAGUAUAUGGGAGAAUAUUGGUGUGAAGCUUUCACGCGAAAUGACUUUUUUCUCAAAUCUGAGACGGUCAUAGCUUAUAAAAAAAAGAGAGGAAAUGAGUACGCCUUGAGGCUUAUUAUCGAUAACAUCUGCAAAUUUUCGCCUUGCGAUUUGGACGAUUUUUUCAAAUAUUUGACGAAAAAGAAACUGAAAGAAAGUUUUAGGGAGUUCAAUGCUGAAAUAAGAGUCAUGGAAAUGUUCAAGUUUGACAUUUACAACGACAUUGCAGAUAUUUUAGUUCAUGUAAGUACUGGAAAACACUGGGAUAUUGCGACCGAGUACUACAAAUUAUUAACAAACGUAGAAAAACUUAGAUAUGAGGGUAUAACAUGUAUAGAGUUCAGAAGUAGCGAAUUUUGUUUGCCUGAAAGGACACGGCUCGGUCAUUUAGAGUUGGAAUGGCCUUUGGCGAAAAUACAUAAUGCGGUAGUGCCGAAACAGUUUUGUUUGGUGAACGAUGGUACUCCUAUUAUUAGACAGUGUCAGGGAAGUUUUCUGCAUGGGGCAUAUUGGUCCAACGUAACUGGACGCUGUAUUGACGACCCUCCAAUUUCUGCCAUCACCGUAAAAUUGAGGGAUAUGGCCACGUCUCUCGACACGUCUGUAGAAGCUGUUUGGAAUAUUGUGAGACACGCAAAUCUAACGGUUUUGGAUAUUUACUACUUAGACAUUAUUUUGGAAAAAUUCCCGGACAACAACUACGCACUGGAUUUUGUAAAUAAGCUAAUGCUCACCGACGACAGAACGUUGAAAAAAUCCCAAAACGUGUUAAAUUUAGCCGACACUACUUUAGACAUAAUCGAAAGUAUAGUUACCAAUCUCACUUCCUAUCCAGAUUUGGUGUAUUGUACUCGGAAAGAUAAUCUCAUAGUCCAUCUAACUAACCCUUUCCAGAGUAACAUUUCGGGAUUACUAGUUUACAAAAACCACGUGGAAGAUUUCCAACGCGGAAAAUCUUUCGACGACGCAAAUAAAGAAAAUCUGGAACUAGCACUUUAUGUUCCUGAAGUGAUUCUCGAGCAAAUUUUAAACGAAACCGACAGCAACAUUACGGACGUGGUCCUCAUGACCGUAGUUUUUUAUAAUGAUAAUUUCUUCGUUGAUGAUCGUUUCCACUCUGGAAGCUUUGUCGUAAGCGUGUCAAUUCCAGGAUACGGUACUUACCUGAAAAGCCCAAUUCCGAUCUUGUUUAAAUCAAAAAACCACACCCAUUCCAAUAUGUGUGGUUUCUGGGACAACGGUAAGAGAACCCAAUGGAAAAAAGGAACUUGGUCAGUGUUGGGAAGCAACUACGUCCAAAAUCAUACUGACGAUUUACACGAGUGCUCGUUCAUUCACUUAACACAUUUUGCGUUGUUGGUGAUGAGCGACAAAAAAAUUAUUCCUGAUGGUGACGACGAAGUUCAAAAGGAAAUUCUCGAGGAUAUGAACGAGUACAUUUUGGAGAUUUUGACAAUAAUAGGAUGCGUGUUCUCGGGAAUUGGUAUUAUAGGUUUGAUAAAUACAGAAAGUUACGUUUCUAGUUCUUACGAAUUAUGUUAUCCCCGUGGCAUGUGGUUAUAUGCAACCGUUUUAAUCCCUAUAUGUUUAAUCAUGAUUGCAAAUAUAACUGUCUUUUGUUUGCAUUACUGCUUUUCUCAGUGUUAG